CCCGCGCAGCAUGGCCGAGCCGCCCGCGGCAGCGCCGGCCCCCGAGGGCGAGGAGGGCCCCGUGCGCUUCGCCCGCAAGGGCGCCCUGCGGCAGAAGAACGUGCACGAGGUGAAGAACCACAAGUUCACGGCGCGCUUCUUCAAGCAGCCCACCUUCUGCAGCCACUGCACCGACUUCAUCUGGGGCUUCGGCAAGCAGGGUUUCCAGUGUCAAGUUUGCUGCUUCGUGGUGCACAAGAGGUGCCAUGAAUUCGUCACCUUCUCCUGCCCCGGGGCUGACAAGGGCCCUGCCUCGGAUGACCCCCGGAGCAAACACAAAUUCAAAAUCCACACGUACUCCAGCCCCACCUUCUGUGACCACUGCGGGUCCUUGCUCUACGGGCUCAUUCACCAGGGGAUGAAAUGUGACACCUGCAUGAUGAACGUGCACAAGCGCUGUGUGAUGAACGUGCCCAGCCUGUGCGGGACCGACCACACGGAGCGCCGGGGCCGCAUCUACAUCCGCGCCGACAUCGACAAGGACGUGCUCACCGUCGUAGUAAGAGAUGCUAAAAACCUAGUUCCUAUGGACCCUAAUGGCUUGUCAGAUCCCUACGUGAAGCUUAAACUAAUCCCUGACCCCAAAAACGAAAGCAAACAGAAGACCAAAACUAUCAAGUGCUCCCUGAAUCCUGAGUGGAACGAGACAUUUAAAUUCCAGCUGAAGGAGGCAGACAAGGACAGGAGGUUGUCUGUGGAGAUCUGGGACUGGGAUCUGACCAGCAGGAACGACUUCAUGGGCUCCCUGUCCUUCGGGAUCUCUGAGCUGCAGAAGUCAGGAGUGGAUGGAUGGUUCAAGCUGCUCAGCCAGGAGGAGGGCGAGUAUUUCAACGUCCCCGUGCCUCCCGAGGGAGAGGAAGGAAACGAGGAGCUGAGGCAGAAGUUUGAGAGAGCCAAGAUCGGCACGGGCUCCAAGGCCGCGGAUGAGAAGACACGAAAUGCCAUUUCCAAACUGGACAACAACGGCAGCCGGGACCGCAUGAAGCUCUCGGACUUCAACUUCCUGAUGGUGCUGGGCAAAGGGAGCUUUGGGAAGGUGAUGCUGGCAGAGAGGAAGGGCACGGACGAGCUGUAUGCUGUGAAGAUCCUGAAGAAGGACGUGGUGAUCCAGGACGACGACGUGGAGUGCACCAUGGUGGAGAAGCGCGUGCUGGCGCUCUCGGGGAAGCCUCCCUUCCUCACCCAGCUCCACUCCUGCUUCCAGACCAUGGAUCGCUUGUACUUUGUGAUGGAAUACGUGAAUGGUGGGGACCUGAUGUACCAGAUCCAGCAGGUCGGGAGGUUCAAGGAGCCCCACGCUGUAUUCUACGCAGCAGAAAUCGCCAUCGGGCUGUUCUUCCUGCAGAGCAAAGGCAUCAUUUAUCGGGACCUGAAGCUGGACAAUGUGAUGCUGGACAGCGAGGGGCACAUCAAGAUCGCCGACUUUGGCAUGUGCAAGGAGAACAUCUGGGACGGGGUGACCACCAAGACCUUCUGUGGCACCCCGGACUACAUCGCGCCCGAGAUCAUUGCCUACCAGCCCUACGGGAAGUCAGUGGAUUGGUGGGCGUUUGGAGUCCUGCUCUAUGAGAUGCUGGCUGGCCAGGCCCCCUUUGAGGGAGAGGAUGAGGACGAGCUCUUCCAGUCCAUCAUGGAGCACAACGUCGCCUACCCCAAGUCCAUGUCCAAGGAGGCCGUGGCCAUCUGCAAAGGGCUGAUGACCAAGCACCCUGCCAAGCGCCUGGGCUGCGGCCCCGAGGGGGAGCGGGACAUCAAGGAGCACGCCUUCUUCCGCUACAUCGACUGGGACAAGCUGGAGCGCAAGGAGAUCCAGCCGCCCUUCAAGCCAAAGGCUUGCGGACGCAAUGCUGAAAACUUCGACCGGUUUUUCACCCGGCACCCGCCCGUGCUAACUCCUCCCGACCAGGAAGUCGUCGGGAACAUUGACCAGUCAGAAUUCGAAGGAUUUUCCUUUGUUAACUCAGAGUUUUUUAAGCCUCAAGCCAAGAGCUAAGCUGCUGUGCAGAUGUCAUCCCUGCGUCUGUCAUCGGGUCCCAGCUGCCGUUGUGGUGACACAUUCCAUUGCAGAACUCGCAUCCAUGGGCUUGCUUUAGUUCCUUACUAGAGUGACCAUGUCUCAAGUGUCUUCCUGUUAUUCGGGGUGUCGCUGGAGGGGAGUGAUGUGCAAGAAAUGCUGCAAAUGGGCUUUUGUAACAUUUUGUUUGGAGAAAAUGCAAACAGCUCAGUGGGUGACAGAAUGAAAACGGAGACAUGGUGACAACUGGGAAAAAUCCCUUCAUCAUGUGCUUUAAUUCCUGCUCUUUAUUUUUGAAAUAACCAUGAAAAUUUAAUAUUUAGCCUUCUUAGCCUUAGUGGCAAGUAAGUGUUUUUAAUGAAACCAUUCCCCAGAGCGUCUCUCUGCUCCCAAAAGCUCAGGAGAGCCAAGGUGCUGGUUCUGGCUCCCUUUUGGCUGUGUCCUGCUGUGUGUCCAGCCCCACCACAGCUCCCCUUCCCUGCACAGACGCUUUGGGCUGGCUGGGUCCCCAGCAGCGGGAUAAGUUAUUUGGGAAGGCAGAGCUGCCGCUGGCAAAGAUUUCUCCUGAUUGUGCAGUUUCUAAGUAGCAUUUUUUAAAAUCAAAGCAAACAUCCCGUGGUAAAUGGGAAAUUUGGAAGAGAUGCCUUUGAAUCCUUGGUCACCCUAGUAAACACCACCAACAUCCAUUCCAUAGCAAAGCUUUUUCUUCUUCUCAAAUGCCAAAGCCAUUGAUGGAGUUUGUUACCUGUGCUUUAAAUGUGUCAAAAAUGGUAUUGACCCAAACGGGAGGUACUUAACUCUGACCAGUAUUGUGAAUUCUGAUAUGAAGGGUGUAAAAAAACUUCUUUCAACGGGUACUUCUAUCCUUAGAAAUGGCCUGAGUUUUGUUUCUGGCAUCAAAGGGAACAUUUCAGGAAGGGUGAGUGUCUCUUGAAAGGACAACAAUCACGCUGCUUCCCUUUGUACCCUUUUAUUGCAGAUGUUCGUGGGCUGUCACUGUAUCAAUCUGCUUGAUUUGUAAUGUGCCAAUUUAUUUUUUCUGAUACCAAUGAUAAAAUAAAAAGUAAGAAAACCCGCCCCAGAAACCUGCCUGUGUUUGGCAAUAACGAGUUUCUGCAGUUCAGCGAGCUGAUUCCUGCCGGCAGCCGGGGCUGGAAGCCGCCCUGGCUGCUGGGGGAUGCUGGCUCAUCCCUGUGUUUGUCCCAAAACUCUGAGGUGGGAUGUACUGGAAGCAUCAUCCGGGAGGGAGCGACUGCCCGCAGCCUCCUGCCGCAGCGCCCACCACUCCGGGCUCCACUCGGCUGGGGAAGGAGCUGCUGUGUGUGGGUGAGAGCAGGAACAACGGUCCGGGCUGAGGACACGGCAGGAAGGACAGCUGGAGGUGAGGAUGCGGCAGGAAGGACGGUCCUGGAUGAGGACACAGCAGGAAGGACAGUUCGAGGUGAGGACC
Camarhynchus parvulus is the source of this 3503-nucleotide messenger RNA. It is a transcript of the gene PRKCB, whose product is annotated as protein kinase C beta. Gene Ontology annotation, molecular function: diacylglycerol-dependent serine/threonine kinase activity; zinc ion binding; ATP binding. The coding region runs from base 11 to 2032 and encodes 673 amino acids. Gene Ontology annotation, biological process: protein phosphorylation. NCBI's taxonomy places the organism in Eukaryota, Metazoa, Chordata, Aves, Passeriformes, Thraupidae. The record is from RefSeq and is a predicted model, not a curated record. The transcript is spliced from 17 exons.